This is a messenger RNA of Cottoperca gobio, 2004 nucleotides long. Its product is annotated as butyrophilin subfamily 3 member A3. The record is from RefSeq and is a predicted model, not a curated record. Gene Ontology annotation, molecular function: protein binding. Bases 406 to 1650 code for a protein of 414 amino acids. The transcript has 11 exons. NCBI's taxonomy places the organism in Eukaryota, Metazoa, Chordata, Actinopteri, Perciformes, Bovichtidae.
GACCGUCAGUCUGGCAUGUAAACAAGGUCAGACACUGCAGCACACAGUCCAAACACUUCCUCCAGACACUAACGGCUGCUCGCUUUUAAAUCAAGAGAAGAAGAAAACUUAUUCGCUAAACCUCUGAGGACAAAGAUGACGAAGGAGAGAAAGUGAGUGAGGAGGACAGAAAAGAGAGAGAGACUAAUCUGGCAGUUGGAAGUGUGCAGGGCCAGUCACGUUUCAGACCGCCUGCUUUGAUUGCAGUUUAUGGUCACUUAUGUGUUCUGGCCUCCGAUAUGACCUUUUGAAAGACUUGCUGUUGGACCAUACCUGUCAACAUUGGAAUUUCAAAAUAAGGGAAAUCUUCUGGCGGACUCCGCCCAUACAGCGCUCAGCCACCCAGCACCUACCCAUAUAAUGUAAAUGUCAACACAUAAAGGACGGGACUCUUAUUACAGAACAGCCAAGAUGAUGCAAUGUUUUCACUUCAUGGUGGAGCCGGCCAAAAACUUCACGGCCAAGAUAAAGGAAUCACACAAGAGAGCGAAGAAUGAGAAGAGGGAGCCUCUGGAUGAGGAUCAGCUGUUUGUUGUGGAUCUGGCUAGAGAUCUAAGCCGAGUGUGCCAGAGGUCAGCGGUCCUGGAGCACAUCUGGAACCUUGAUGACACCUGGCCAACAUCUCUCUGCGGGGUCUUCAUCCUACAGUGGGCCUCCAUGUUAGAGAGCAAGAAGAGGCCCAUGCAGACCGAUGGCUGGCCAGAGAUGGAUGAGGUCAAGCAGCCUGAUAUGAUUAACGAGCAGGACCUGCUGCAGGCCAAAACUGUGAUCCUCAACUGGAUCAAGGACCUGAGAGCUCAGCCUGAGCAAAGUGUGUGGCCUGGGGAGCCUGUGGCAAAGGUUCUGGAGGACCUGCAGUCAGCCUGGCGUUGGGGCCGCGCACCCAAUCUGCUGGCCGCUAUGGAGCUGGUAUUUUGGACUUUAAUUGUGCAGCGCCCAGAUAAGGAUACUAUACCGCAGCAGUGGCUCAUGUGGAAGCAGAGGACUCAGAAGAUCGGUGCCAUAUCCUACAUUCCUCAACCAGUGUGGGAUUGGAUCUCGGAUGCUGCAGUGGAGGUGACUCUGGAUCUGGACACAGCCAACCCUGAUCUGCUCAUCUCCACUGACGAGAAGCGGAUGCGCUGCGGCUUUGAGAGGAAGGAUAUUCCCAACUACCACCAGCGCUUCGAUGGCUGGUGGUGUGCCGUGGGAAUAGAGGGCUUCCGCUCCGGCCGCCACUACUGGGAGGUGGAGGUGGGUGAGAGGGACUGGAGGCUGGGCGUGGCCAAAGAGUCGGCCCUGAGGAAAGGCUUCAAGUCCCUUAACACGGAUACGGGUUUCCUGAGCCUGCGACUGGAGAGGGGCACUGAGCUGAAGGCCCUGACGGUGCCCUACACUUCCCUGCCGCCCGACCUCAUCCCCCGCAAGGUGGGCAUCUACCUCGACUACGACCGCGGCCAGCUGUCCUUCUAUGACGUGGACAAACACUUCCACAUUUACACCUACAACGAGAGCUUCGAUGAUAAGUUGUUCCCCUUGUUUGGUACAGUGGAGAUAAUCAAAGAUCUGGUGAUCAAUUCUCCAGCAGCUAAGACCCAAUGUUUCUGCCCCACACCAUGCCUCUGGGGUUGAGUUUCCUCCUGUCACCUCUUCCUUUAAAAGCCAGUAGAUAUCAUAAUAAACUAUGAUAAAUGGUUGUAUACUAAUCACUGGGAGGAAUCAGAGAUCCUGAUGUUAAAGACCAUUAAAUGUGCUAUUGAAUAGCUCCACUAUGUGACCACUGUCUAUGCUGCUGCUGCUGCUUUAAUGUGAUCGUCGCAAACACUUCCUCACUAUAGAGUUACAGUGCUACUCUUUGCUCACACAUAAUGUAUUUUCAUAUAUUUGAAAGAAAACCUAUAGUAUUAAUGUAAUGUAUUGUGCAAAAUUAACCCUGCAGUAAGAAUGCCUUUCUGUGAAUGAUAAAUAAACCAAAUACAUGUCUUA